Messenger RNA from Oryzias melastigma (Indian medaka), 10692 nucleotides. RefSeq names its product sodium channel protein type 4 subunit alpha. Gene Ontology annotation, molecular function: protein binding; voltage-gated sodium channel activity. Bases 954 to 6926 code for a protein of 1990 amino acids. Gene Ontology annotation, cellular component: plasma membrane; axon; voltage-gated sodium channel complex. The transcript has 32 exons. Lineage: Eukaryota; Metazoa; Chordata; Actinopteri; Beloniformes; Adrianichthyidae. Gene Ontology annotation, biological process: sodium ion transmembrane transport; membrane depolarization during action potential; neuronal action potential. The record is from RefSeq and is a predicted model, not a curated record.
AUCCAGGCGUGGCAGGUGAGUGGAGGAGGAAAUCAUGGAGGAGAUGCUCCUCAGCAGCAGGGUCUUCUAUAGCAGCUUUCUUCAACCUGUGAUUUAUGCAAAUGAAUCAAUACAAACCAAAUUAAGUUAUUUUGUUUAGUGACAAAAAAAUUUGAUUUCUGAAGACGCUUUAAUACAACUUUAUUUGGAUAGUAAAAAGUAUUUUCCUGAAAAAAAAAAACAACUCAGAAAUAUAUUUUCUUUCACUGAGCUGCAGCCCUGCAUGCAAACAGGCGCGAGUUUGGGCGUAACCUCGCGAUACUCCCAUCCCUUACUCUCUCCGGUAUGGGCAAGCAAGCGGCGGGGGUGAUGGGAGUCCGGUCAGUCAGACCCCAAACAGCCUCCCGACGCACAGACACGCUCUGCGCGCUGACGCGCAACUUUCUCAACAACCUGCCUGAAAAAUAACGAGAAGAGAGGGCAGAAGCGCGCGCGGCACUUUGUUUGAAGUGAGCACGCGGGUUAUUGAGCGCGCGCACCUGAGGAGGACGAGAAACAAUUAAAAAGCUUUCGUGGUGUGGAAGAGCUCGUUUUGGGGAUUAUUACUGCCCAAGUGGAGGAUUAAAGAGCGGAAGAUGCGGGAGGAGUGAGGCAGCCGGGCGCGCGCGCUCCACCGCCUGACGCGCCACAGUCCCGCAGCUGGAGGGGCUCCCCGUCUUCUCAGUGACCCCGAUGUGUUCCGUUGGAUUUUAACAAACAGAAGAUUUCUUCUCAAACUUCAGUGUCCCCCGUGCGCCGCGCGGAGUUUCCUCCUCAUGGAUCUGUGGCUCUGCGCCCCCGUCGCGGCGGGGUCUGGCUGCGGUGCGCGCGGCGCUGAGCGCCUGGUGUGACGGACAGAUCAGCUCGCAGCUUUAAACGCAGGAGUUUCACACCUGGUAUACCGGGCCAGUCAGCAGCAGGAUCAGGAUGAGAAGAUGGCUGGCUGUGUGUUUCCAAUGGGACCAGAGAGCUUUCAGCGCUUCACGCCGGACUCCCUGGCGGCCAUCGAGCAGCGCAUCGCCCAGGAGGAGGCCCGACGCAAAAAACAAUACCAGGAGGACCUGGGCGACGUGGAGCUCCCCCGACCCCGGCCCGACCUGGAGGCGGGAAAGCAGCUGCCACGCAUCUUCGCUGACAUCCCACCUCAUCUGUUGGGCGUCCCCCUGGAAGACAUCGACCCGUUCUACUUCAAAGACAAGAGGACUUUCAUAGUCCUGAACAAAGGGAAGGCCAUCUUCCGUUUCAGCGCCACGUCAGCCCUCUACAUCUUCAGCCCCUUCCACCCCAUCCGCAGGCUGGCCAUCAAGAUCCUGGUCCAUUCAUUAUUCAGCCUCUUCAUCAUGUGCACCAUCCUAACCAACUGCUGCUUCAUGGCCAUGUCUGAGCCGACGCCCUGGGCCAAAUACCUGGAGUACACCUUCACAGGUAUCUACACCUUUGAGUCGCUCAUAAAGAUCCUGGCCAGAGGGUUCUGCGUGGGGCCCUUCACCUUCCUGAGGGACCCUUGGAACUGGCUCGACUUCAGUGUCAUUGUGAUGGCGCUGUUAACAGAGUUUAUCAAAGUAGGGAACCUGCAGGCGCUGAGAACGUUUAGAGUGCUGAGAGCCCUGAAAACUAUCUCAGUCAUCCCAGGCCUGAAGACGAUUGUUGGCGCUCUGAUUCAGGCGGUGAAGAAACUGGCCGAUGUGAUGAUCCUGACGGUCUUCUGCCUGAGCGUCUUCGCCCUCAUCGGCUUACAGCUCUUCAUGGGAAACCUGCGGCAGAAAUGCGUCCGCAGCACGGCGCACUGCAUCAACGGCACACUGCCGACCAACGCCACCUUCUACUGCAACAACAAGACCUGGACCUCAAUAAAAGAGUUCACUGAUGAUGAAGAUAACUACUACAAAGUGGAGGGGGCCAAGGAUGCCUUAAUAUGUGGGAACAGCAGCGACGCGGGGAAGUGUCCAGACGGGUUUGAAUGUCUGAAAGCAGGAAGAAACCCAAACUACGGCUACACCAGCUUUGACACGUUUGGCUGGGCCUUCCUGUCGCUGUUUCGUCUGAUGACUCAGGACUACUGGGAGAACCUUUACCACCAGACCCUCCGUUCUGCCGGUAAGACAUACAUGGUGUUCUUUGUGGUGGUCAUCUUCCUCGGCUCCUUCUACCUGAUCAACCUCAUCCUGGCUGUGGUCGCCAUGGCGUACGAGGAGCAGAACCAGGCGACCAUUGCUGAAGCCUGCCAGAAAGAGAAGGAGUUCCAGCUGGCCAUGGAGAGGCUCAAGAAAGAGCAACAGAUUGCUGUUCAAAAAACGAGUGAAUCUGACGCUCGGACGUCUCUCGAUGCCUCGCCCUUCGGCCCACCAUUGGACAGCUUGGAAGAGCGAAGGCGGAGCCAAGCGCUGAUGGGCGUUGCCGACUCAGAUGCAAACCUAUCAGAUGAAAAGCUUCUGCAGGUGGACAUUACAGACGCUGGGAAGUCCCUCCAUCCCUUCCUCGCCCGCUCCUUCUCCACCAGGACUCGGAGAGGAAGCCAGGUCUCCUCCAUUUUUAACUUUCGCCUGAGGAGCCGGGGGUCUGAAGGAGAGAUGGCUGACGAUGAGUACAGUGUCCCGGGGGACGUGGAAGGUGGCAGGAGUCGCACAUACAGUGGAGGAACCUUCAGCGGGAUUCUGCCCCAGCCGUGGUCCAAACGACGGCUAAGCACCUACAGCACAGCCAGCAGGAACUCCCAGGUGUUUUAUCCAACUCUCAACAUCAACGGGAAGUUGUUUGUUGCUGUGGAUCAGAAUGGGGUUUCCCCAGCGCCACUGCAGGGGCAGCUGCCUGCCUGCACCAUGGAGAAGGUCAAGGAGGAGAGUGUUCCCACGUCCACCACAGAGCUCAGUACCAUGCUGCUGCCUCGGCCUUCAUCCGCAAACGGCUCGGAACGGCGAGGAAGAGCGCCCAGCGCAACCAGCUACCUCACAGACGCCAUGGAAGAGCUGGAGGAGUCUCAUAAGAAAUGCCACCCCUGCUGGUACGUUUUUGCCCACCAGUACCUGGUGUGGGAGUGCUCCCCCUCCUGGCUGAGGCUGAAGCAGCUGGUGAAGAUCAUGGUGACGGACCCCUUCCUGGACCUGGCCAUCACAGUGUGCAUCGUGCUGAACACGCUCUUCAUGGCCAUGGAGCAUUACCCCAUGACGGAUGAGUUCAACGGCAUGCUCACCAUCGGAAACCUGGUUUUCUCUGGAAUCUUCACAGCAGAGAUGGUGCUGAAGGUCAUCGCUCUGGAUCCGUACUACUACUUCCAGACCGGCUGGAAUAUCUUCGACAGCAUCAUCGUGUGCCUCAGCCUCAUGGAGCUCGGCCUGUCGGACGUCGAAGGCCUCAGCGUGCUGCGCUCCUUCAGACUGCUCCGGGUCUUUAAGCUCGCUCGCUCAUGGCCGACUCUCAACACCCUAAUCAAAAUCAUCGGGAACUCCAUAGGUGCUCUUGGUAACCUGACGCUCGUUCUCGCCAUCAUCGUCUUUAUCUUUGCCGUGGUGGGCAUGCAGCUGUUUGGAAAGAACUACCAGGACUGUGUCUGUAAGAUCUCAAAGGACUGCACUCUUCCUCGCUGGCACAUGAAGGACUUCUUCCACUCCUUCCUCAUCGUCUUCAGAGUACUGUGCGGCGAGUGGAUUGAGACCAUGUGGGACUGCAUGGAGGUGGCGGGGCAGCCGCUCUGCAUCCUCGUCUUCAUGUUGGUCAUGGUCAUUGGAAACCUGGUGCUGUUGAACCUCUUCCUGGCUCUGCUCCUCAGCAGUUUCAGCUCCGACAACCUGUCCGCUCCCGACGACGACGGCGAGAUGAACAACCUGCACAUCGCCAUCCACCGGAUCACGAGAGGCCUGGCCUGGUGCCGCAGACAGGUGGUGGACUUCUUUAACGGGAACCUGAAGCGCCGCCGCCAGAAACGCAAAGAGGCCAAAGCCAUGAUGAAGCUGAAACGCUUAAGCACCAUCCACACCGAGGCCAACGGAGCAGUGAUCGGUCGUCAUGUGGAGAAGUACGUAGUUCCAGAAGACGACAGCUACAUGACAAACCCAGACCUGACCAUCAGCGUCCCCAUUGCUCCGGGAGAGUCAGACACGGAGUUCCCUGAAGAAGAGGAGGAGGAGGAGGAGGAAGGAGAGGGCGAGGAGGUGCAGAGUGAAGGCGAGGAAGGAGAGGUGGAGCAGGAGGAGCAGAAGGAUGACAUCAGCCUGUCUGAGGGGAGCACUGUAGACCUGAGGAAACCCGGGGAGGAGGAGGAUGAGUACUCGGAGCUGGCUGAAGAGGCCAUGGACCCCGACAACUGCUUCCCAGAUGUGUGCGUAAAUCGCUUCUCGUGCUGUGACAUCGAUACGACGGCGGGACUCGGGAAGAUCUGGUGGAGACUGAGGAAGACCUGCUUCCAGAUCGUGGAACACAGCUGGUUCGAGUCCUUCAUCAUCUUCAUGAUCCUCCUCAGCUCUGGAGCUCUGGCCUUUGAGGAUAUCUACAUCGAGCAGCGGAGGAUGGUUAAGGUGGUGCUUGAGUUCGCUGAUAAGAUCUUCACCUACAUCUUCAUCCUGGAGAUGAUUCUGAAGUGGCUCGCCUACGGCUUCAAGAAGUACUUCACUAACUACUGGUGCUGGCUGGACUUCUUCAUUGUUGAUGUUUCUUUGGUCAGCCUGGCGGCCAACAUGUUGGGUUAUUCAGACUUUGCAGCCAUCAAGUCCCUGCGGACGCUGCGGGCCCUCCGGCCUCUCAGAGCCCUGUCCAGAUUUGAAGGCAUGAGGGUGGUGGUGAACGCCCUGAUCGGAGCCAUUCCCUCCAUCAUGAACGUGCUCCUGGUCUGCCUCAUCUUCUGGCUCAUCUUCAGCAUCAUGGGCGUCAACCUGUUUGCCGGGAAGUUCGGCCGCUGCGUCAGCCGCUCCGGCUACAUCCACGACGUCCGAGAGAUCAACAACAAGUCCGAGUGCGAGGCCAAAAACGACACGUCUCAGUACUACUGGACCAAAGUGAAGGUUAACUUUGACAACGUCGGCGCCGGGUACCUGGCUCUGCUCCAAGUGGCGACGUUCAAAGGUUGGAUGGAUAUCAUGUAUGCGGCUGUGGACUCCAGAGCUGUGGAGGAGCAGCCUGUCAAGGAGAUCAAUCUGUACAUGUACCUGUACUUUGUCAUCUUCAUUAUCUUUGGCUCCUUCUUCACCCUCAACCUCUUCAUUGGUGUCAUCAUCGACAAUUUCAACCAGCAGAAACGAAAGUUAGGAGGACAGGACAUCUUCAUGACAGAGGAGCAAAAGAAAUACUACAAUGCCAUGAAGAAGCUGGGCUCCAAGAAACCUCAGAAACCCAUCCCCAGGCCUCUGAACACGCUGCAGGGAUUCUUCUUCGACUUGGUUGGAAAACAGGCGUUCGACAUCAUCAUCAUGGUGCUGAUCCUCCUGAACAUGAUCACCAUGAUGGUAGAAACGGACGAGCAGUCUCCUCGGAUGGAGAAGAUCCUCUACAACGUCAACCUGGCCUUCAUUGUCAUCUUCACCUCUGAGUGCCUCAUUAAAAUCAUGGGGCUGAGAUGCUACUUCUUCACAGUCGGAUGGAACAUCUUUGACUUUGUUGUCGUCAUCCUGUCCAUCGUUGGAAUCGUGCUCGCCGACAUCAUCGAGAAGUACUUCGUGUCCCCAACCCUGUUCCGAGUGAUCCGACUGGCUCGUAUCGGUCGCAUCCUGCGCCUCAUCAGAGGAGCGAAGGGCAUCCGGACGUUACUGUUCGCCCUCAUGAUGUCUCUUCCUGCUCUCUUCAACAUCGGACUGCUCCUCUUCCUCGUCAUGUUCAUUUACGCCAUCUUUGGCAUGGCUAACUUUGCUUACGUGAAGCGACAGGCAGGGAUCGACGACAUGUUUAACUUUGAGACGUUUGGGAACAGCAUGAUUUGCUUGUUCCAGAUCACCACUUCUGCCGGGUGGGACAGUCUGCUCAGCCCCAUUCUUAACAACUCGCCGGAGGAGUGCGACGCCAACGUCCGCCACACGGGUACCACAGUCAGGGGGAACUGCGGGAACCCGUCUGUCGGCAUCACCUUCUUCGUCACCUACAUCAUCAUCUCCUUCCUCAUCGUGGUUAACAUGUACAUCGCCAUCAUCCUGGAGAACUUCAGUGUAGCCACAGAGGAGAGCACUGAGCCGCUGAGCGAGGAUGACUUUGAGAUGUUCUAUGAAGUUUGGGAGAAGUUUGACCCCGAGGCCACACAGUUCAUUGAAUAUGCCAAAUUGUCAGACUUUGCCGAUGCGUUGUCAGAGCCGUUGCGGAUUGCUAAGCCUAAUAGGAUCAAACUUAUCUCCAUGGACCUGCCGAUGGUCAGCGGUGACAAAAUCCACUGCCUGGACAUCCUCUUUGCCUUCACCAAGCGUGUGCUGGGCGAGUCUGGAGAGAUGGACGCCCUGAAGCAGCAGAUGGAGGAGAAGUUCAUGAUGGCCAACCCGUCCAAAAUCUCCUACGAGCCGAUUACAACAACUUUAAGGCGCAAACAGGAAGAGGUUUCUGCCACCAUCAUUCAGAGGUGCUACCGGCGACACCUGAUGAUCCGGCAGGUGAAGGCGGCUUCCUACCUGUACCGCCAGAUCACUACGCCUCAACAUGACACUGAGGACGGCGAGCCGUUGAGCGAGGUGAUAUUCGGAGACGACGCCCCCGAGAAAGAAGGACUGAUCGCUACCAUGAUGAAGGAAAACUACGUCUCAAGUUUGUUGAGGAUAGAGCGCUCUGCGACCAUUUCCUCCACCUCAUCCCCGCCCUCUUACAACAGCGUGACACGAGCCGCAUCGGAGGUCUAUCAUCCGCUCGCUGUCACGACAGAAACGGCGGUUGAAACCUCAGCUGGCGAACUGAGCGAUCAGUCAGCGGUUCAACCCCAGACACAGACGGACGCAGGACCCUAGGAGCAACUCUAAAGCAAAAAAUUGACCUCUCUUUGGGGAAAGCUGUUUGUGCUGUUGCUUAUGAAUGUAUCAAAGCGGAGGGAUGCUGCAGGACGUGACUGACGGAGCAAACCAAGAGGAGGAUGUACUACCUUUAAUGUCAUUUCCUAUUCCCCGUGGAAAUUCCAGGACUCAGCUGAGCAACUUUUUUGGAAGUUUUUUUUAAAGCAAAGGGGAAAAACUGCACAACAGAGAGGAAACUCUCUCCUGUCCAGUCAACUUUGCCUUUGUUGGAGCAACAAAAGACUAAAGAAUGAAAGGGAGCCACUGCCUGGUUCUGACAGUCUGGACUGGUCUUUGGCCUCAUCUACAGCUGCUCAGAACUAUUAUACUACAGAUGUAUCUAUUAUUUAUUUGACUGCUCAGGUGGGGGCUUUCCCACAGUUGAUCAAUAUUCUCAGAUUAUGCUUUGCUGUAAGGGCGGUGUCCAGGCGAUGCUUCUCAAUGGUUUUCUAACUUCAGGAGACUUGAGAGAGGGGGGCAAAUCAAAGAAACAUUUUCGUAGUAAAAGUAUAACGUUGUUGAUGUUACCAGUCUUUUAAUAGCGGUACAAUUAUUACUAUUUUUUAUAUUUUUUAGGGUAAGUUGGUAAUAAAAGGAGCUUCUCUUUUGACUAUGGAGUGGCGCUAGCGAUGAAGAAGUUGCUGAGCUACCAAGUUGUAACAGUAGAAGAGACUUUGCGGUCAUCUCAAUAAGCUGAAAAGCAACGUCAUCUGUUUUUGUCGGCAGUUUUGCACUUUUGAGUUUACAUUCGAUGACACUUUACUGCACCUGGGCUGAACACACAGAAAAAAGCCUGGGAAGAGGUCCUUUCCUCCUCCGAUGACACCAAAAAAAAAAAAAAAAGUGCACAACAACAAUUCCCCCACUCGUCUUAGAUGUUUGGCCUCGUUGGCGAACAGUUUCCCGUCCGCCGCUUACGCCUGGUGGGUGAUGCGUCGGUAAAGUCCUGCAUGAGGGUAACUAUUAGAUAUUACAAUUAGGUCACUAAUCAGUGAUGCAUUAUUUAGCAAGACAUUCACUUUGAGGUAACUAUAACAAGUUUUAAAUGCUCUAUAAAGAAUUAAAAUCGUUAAUCAAAGUAAAAACGCAAACUUUAAAGGAUUUAGCUGAGUUUUUAUCUAACUUCAUAUCAUCACAGGCUGCCGGCAUGAACACUCAGGUUAAUGUACUUUUUCAAAGCUUAAUAAAGAUGCAAAUAAAAUAAAUUCAUACAAUUAUGUUUAAGCAUGCAACAAAUUUUAGAAGCUUAAAAAACCUAUAUCCAUGUAGGACUGUUCUCCUCUACAAACUUUCCAUUACUAAACCUUUUUACCAUUCACCUGCUGUCAUGAACUACCCAUCUGGUCUGAGUCUGGCCCUGACUAACACCUGGAAUUUAACCAGAUUCCCAAAGAGGAACGUGUUUGAAGUCUUUGAGGUGUCGUCUGGCCAGACGUGACUGUGAUGAGACAAUCAGCAUUGAGAGUUACCCCCGUUCCGUUACGAUUAAAUGACGCUUCGUCUUUAGUGUCUGAGCUGUCAACAGUGUCCUGGAAAAACCUCAGUGACUGAAUGUGAACUCAAGUUCUGAGAACAAACAGGUUGGUUUACCAUCUGAUCCUGACGGUACAAUGUCGCCUCUUUUUUGUGGUUAGUUGGUCCUGGUUUUCUCCCAAUACAAACAAAAACUUUGGUCUUCCAACAAUGUUUUGACACAAUGCGGUCUUUAAAUCACUUGUAAAAAGGCUGCUUAGUCUCCCAACAUGUGCCAGGUAUCACUGCUGUGUCUUUCUGGAAAACAAACGCAGAAGCAGCUUGAAGCCAUAAAACGGAUGAUGACCAGUUCUGUUGGGAUUGGAGCUGAGGAUCAAAAGACCACAUUUACUCCCAUUAAGGUGUCAAUGUGGGAAUGUCUGGUGUGACCUGUCAUGAGGCCUUCGUCAUAGCAGAAAAAGACACACAUCAUCACACUCAAUAAGAGUGGUUGGACUGGCUUCACAUUCAUUGAAGUCUAAUGCUUGAAAGUUCGACUUUUAUCAGCUUAAAGGCGAGGUCCUACUGGCUUUCACGGCCAUAUCACGGAAAAAUAUUAAUUCCUGUUAGCAGUGGACGUGGGAUAGACGUGCAUACACGCGAUACAAAAUUUGAACUGCACAAAAAUUGAGACUGCGCGUGGUACCAGUCGUGUAAGUUUCAGUGCGAGAUCGGGCCGUGGCCCGAACGCUGGCACACGUGCUUGGACGCAGAAAUUCCGCAUUCGCGCACAGCUGUAGCACGGCAGUUUCCCCGCCGGUCUGCGUUUGUACCUCUGCUUACAGCGUCUGUUUAGCGGCUGAGUGUGGGAGGACGCGCUUACAUGAGACAAAGCAGUGCUCUGGCAGUGGAGUGGCAGUGGAAUGGACUCUGGCGUCUGUGUCACAAACAUGCAUAAAGUCUAAGCGCGUGUGGGAGAUUGUCCACAUUUUUUCCCUCUGAUAUGGCCGUCAAAUCCUGUGGGCCCAGGCCUUCAGACGUGACAAGAGUUAGUUCCACCUUAUGAAGUUAGUUGAACUCCAUGCUCUAUCAUCAGAUGUAGUUUCACUGGGACGGUUCAGUCACCUCUCUGGAAUCCCAGCUGCUGUAGGGACAGAUCUUUUCUCAGUCUUAACUUAGCAGAAGCUCAAGUCAUGGAUGUUGAGCACAAUUAAGGAAGAAGCUGGGUCGUGGUUAAAAAAGAAACCAGACGUUCGUAGGAAACUGCUUUAGCUUGUUGGAGCCAUCCCGAUCCCAGGAUUCUGGGUCUCAGUGACAGGAAUCAGGACACGUUUGAAUUGUCUUGAAUGGAGGUGAACCAUUAGCUCUGAAGCACAGGACCUCCCUUCGUACCUGAUCAUUUCUUGAUUUACUUGUCAACCUGAGUUGGAAAACUCAUUGCCCUUCGCAUGUGGUUUUUCCAGGAGGCUGGAGCUUUUCUUUCUUCCUUUCUAAGAGCUUUGAUUUUUCCUGUAACAGAAGAAGAAGCUGAUGGGUUGAGCGAUCAAAGUUCUGGUUCAGAUUAACCCAAACUGCAUGUGUUCAUAUUUUAUAAGAUAAGAGCAGUUUUGUAGAGUCGUACAAAUCAAACUUUGAAAGAAACAUUUUCCAUCCACCCCCACUGCUUUCUGAUUUCUUUUCUUCCUUGACCUGUGUUGGUCUGGGGGGCGAGGGCCAAACGAGGCUGCUUUUAUCUAUUUGCACAGAGAAAAUGAAAUAACGCGUUUAGCAAUAACAGUUUGCAGAUAUCUUGGGUGAGUUUGUGGGUGGCGUUGGACUUGCGCGGCGCUGCAUGAACCUGACGUGAGUUGGUUUCCCGGGAACAGUGGGGGAGGGGGCGUUUCUGUGGAUAUCCUCACAGGUGAACAUGGAGGCGGAGUCGACGCUUGUUUUUAUGACAUGUACAGUUUCGAUCUCGGUAUCUGGAUCGACCUCUCUCUCGUUGUCUCUGUUGUCACUCGAAGGAUCUUUAUUGAACAAUGCUUUACUAGAAUAACUUAAAAAUGUUUUUAAAAGUCUACUGGCACCGUCUGGACUCUAUUUCUACUCAAUUCUAUUGAGAAUAAAUCACCUGAUGACACUUACGACACUGCUAAGAGGUGUAUUUCAGGUUGCAGUUGUGCUGAAGGGCUGUUUUAAGUAGCAAUAGACCCAGAGUGUGCCUGCAACACCAAACCCAACAUUUGAAGCCAUGUUUUUCUCAUCUGUCCAUUAAAAAUGUCAUUCAGCCAUC